This is a messenger RNA of Pelmatolapia mariae (spotted tilapia), 643 nucleotides long. Its product is annotated as actin-binding Rho-activating protein-like. The record is from RefSeq and is a predicted model, not a curated record. Gene Ontology annotation, biological process: positive regulation of transcription by RNA polymerase II; positive regulation of Rho protein signal transduction. The transcript is spliced from 2 exons. NCBI's taxonomy places the organism in Eukaryota, Metazoa, Chordata, Actinopteri, Cichliformes, Cichlidae. Bases 146 to 640 code for a protein of 164 amino acids. Gene Ontology annotation, molecular function: actin binding. Gene Ontology annotation, cellular component: sarcomere.
AAAAGGCAUCCAUCCACACUCUUGCUUCUGUCAGCACUGCUGCAGUGUUGUUAAGUUGUAUUAUUUAGUAACAGUGUAACCAGGAUUCUCGCUCUUUGGUCGCAAUGAAGCGUAACUGCAGGUGAAGGGAGGAUCAGAGUCAAACAUGGGAACAAACAGCCAGAGUGCCACCAUGGAAACAGAGGAGAACGCCCAAACUCCUGCGGCGUGCAUCGUUUCUGUGAAAGGCUUGAAGGAAAACUGGCAGAAGUGGUCCAGCGAACACCAGGAGUACCAGAAGCACAAUCCCUUCAGUCACAACACCAGACCGAGCGUGAUGGUCCCUCAAAGGGGAGGGGAUGAGUAUGGGAAACCCCUGCAGGGUUCCCUGACAGAGCAACGUGGGAAGGACGCUCACACACACAUCAGCAGAGAGGUUCAGGAGCUGUGUGAGGUCAUAAGGAGCAUUGGGGAGUCGGGGGGCAGCGAUGGGAAAGUGAUUACUGUAAGAUUUGGAAAGCUGUUUGAGCAUUAUGUGACUAUCUCGAAUAAACUGGUUGGGAUUCUUCUGCGAGCGAGGAAACAGAGACUGGUUGACUUCGAGGGGGAGAUGCUGUGGCAGGGGAAGGAUGAUCACGUAGUUAUCACUUUGUUGCAGUGACCA